Dimorphilus gyrociliatus is the source of this 1583-nucleotide messenger RNA. The record is from the annotation of a GenBank genome assembly. Lineage: Eukaryota; Metazoa; Annelida; Polychaeta; Dinophilidae.
ACUAGGUCUAUUUCGAACUGAUUUGCGCAUGUGUAGCAAGAGGCGGAACUUAACAAAAAGAGGUCUUAUUUGAUUAUUUAAAAAAAAAUUUCUUCGUCCUUGUAUCACUAAGUUAGAAAUUGGAAAAAGAUUGGAUACAAUAUUAUAAAAUAGAGAUCCUUCAGCGCGUUACAGUGGAUACAGCUUCUUUGGUGAGCGAUAUUAGAUAAAAUCACGUGCUCUUUAAAACGAGACGAUAUGCCUAGAUAAAUAUGUAUUUGUUAUAAAAAAAACUUCAUAAAAUUGGAGAGGCCUAACAUUGUAGUGACAAAAUGUACAUUUAAACUUUGCACUAUGAUAUCUUGUGCUACUUUUCUUUUUCCAUCAAUAUUUUUCCAUUGUUUCAUUCAAAAAAAGUCACUAUGAAGGUCAUAGAAACAUUUUUCACGUGAUCUUAUCGUGAUCACUUUUUCCCCAUUCGUAUUUAAGAUUUGAUCAGGAAUUUCACAAUAUGCAUUCAUCUCUUUUACUUAUGACGUCAGUCCCAGGACACGUGUUAUACGACUGAAUAUACUUGGGAAUUUUUUGCCAAAGAGAUACGAAUACUAAUCGUACUUCAAAUUCUUUUAGGAAAACAUAUUAGAAGCCCAAAAUAUACCAUCUUAGAAUAAUAAACUAUGGCUAAUGACUGGAGACCCUAUGUCUACGGAGGAUUGGCCUCAAUGACUGCAGAAUUCGGAACGUUUCCAAUUGAUACUACAAAAACAAGAUUGCAAAUUCAAGGUCAAAAGAUCGACAAAAAUUUCUGCACUAUAAAAUACAGGGGAAUGUCUCAUGCUCUUGUGCUUAUUGGUAAGGAGGAAGGAGUCUCUGCACUUUAUUCUGGACUUAAACCAGCUUUAUUAAGACAAGCAACAUAUGGAACUAUUAAAAUUGGAAUAUAUCAUUCACUAAAGAGAUUACUUGUUCAGGAUCCCAUGAAAGAAAAAUUAAUAAACAAUGUAUUUUGUGGAGUGGUUGCCGGUGUUGUCUCAAGUUGUAUAGCUAAUCCAACAGAUGUUCUUAAAGUAAGGAUGCAGGCACAGAGCAAGGAUACCCGUAAAAUAAGUCUCAUUAAUGCUUUUAGAGAUAUAGCUCGGAAGGAAGGUAUUGGCGGUCUGUGGAGAGGUGUUGGACCAACGGCUAAUAGAGCAGCCGUUGUGGCUGGAGUUGAGUUACCUGUAUAUGAUGUUUGCAAAAAACAUAUAAUCAAUCAUACACCUCUUGGAGAUAAUGUUUAUAAUCACUUUAUAUCUAGUUCUAUAGCUGGUCUUGCCGGAGCAAUUGCCUCUAACCCUAUUGAUGUUGUAAAAACAAGAUUAAUGAACCAAAGGAAACUUCGAGUUGUUAGUGUGCAAGGAGGCGUUGGAGCACCAGUCAUUUAUAAUAGCUCUAUGGAUUGUAUUUUGCAAACUGUUAAAACUGAAGGUAUACUUGCGUUAUAUAAAGGAUUUAUACCGAAUUGGCUACGAUUAGGUCCCUGGAAUAUUAUUGUAUCCUUUAAAAAUUACAAACGAAAUGCUAAUUUAACAAAAAAAAAAACAACAGCAAAAAGAAAAGGUUAA